GUUCACUGACGCAGCUCCAAAGCCUCUGCUGCGCCGCUCAUCGUGUGGUCUUCAGGGACCUCAGGGCUUUUCUGCACUGCUCUCGCAUGCCUGUUUUCGCCUUAUCUCUGGAACUUGAAGAUAUACUGACACACAGUCAGUGUACAGAUGAAUUACUUACGUCAGGUCUACUACAACACUGUGGAUAAGUGUGACGCGUUCACGUCUCUGGUUUGACUAGGAAACUGUUUAGUAAUAGUAGGAGCGACGCCUCUGCCCUGUUGGAGAGGCAGAUAUCUCGGUAUGUUCUUUCCUCGCCAACAGCGCGUCAUUUUUAGCUCUGGAGCGCGCCGGAGCGGGUUGCGUGUCUGGAGUUGAGUCCGCAGACCAACAACAGCGGCUGCGUUUGCGCUCGGUGUCUGAUCAUUGUGUGAUUGAAAGUGUUGUCAGAGGCAGAGCCGGGGCCGCCGGAGCUUCAUCUGGAGCCACGGACACGGAGAUGGUUCUGUCAGCAGAAUGGAGCGGAGGAAAACCGUGUCCGGGUUCGUCUCCUGCUGCUGCUGUCUCGUCCUGGUCCUGUGUGUGUCUGCGGAGGUUGAUGAAGACGGGUACCUAAAUGUUGUGCAGAGUGAAGGGUUGUCCUCCUGCUCAGAGAGCUUUACACUACAAGGCUACUAUAAUGGCUCAGUCUCACAGACGGACUCAGGAUCCCCUUGCCUUAAGUGGACAGACUUCCCAGACUAUAUGCAGCAGUACCCGGACCGAGGCCUGGGCCAUCACAGCUUCUGCCGGAAUCCAGACGGGGAGAUCAGACCCUGGUGCUUCUUUAGACAGCGCUCGGGUGCCAUCAGCUGGGCCUACUGCAACUGCCACCAGGGUGCUGCAAGAUUGGUGGGAGGGUCUUCAAGUACUAGUGGGCGUCUGGAGGUCUACCUGAAUGGCCAGUGGGGGGCAGUGUGUGACACUCACUGGACAGAUCGUGACGCCAGUGUCAUAUGCAGACAGCUUGGACUAGGCGAGUUCGGCACAGCUCUAGAACACUCCUACUUUGGUCCAGGUUCAGUCUUCCACUAUGAGCACCUUGGUUGCCGUGGUGACGAGAAAUCCCUGCUGGAGUGUCAAAGCAGGAAGUUUGUUGCAGGCGACUGUAACCAUGGUAACGAAGCAGGGAUGGUUUGCGCUGAACCUGAAGGAACUGGUAUCCCGUUGCGGCUGGUGGGAGGCCUGGAAGACUUCGAGGGCCGAGUAGAGGUCUACCAUGCUGGCGAGUGGGGAUCCAUUUGUGAUGACCAGUGGGAUGACACUGAUGCAGAAGUGGUGUGUAGACAGUUGGGCCUGGGUGGAGUGGCCAAGGCAUGGAGGAGGGCCCACUUUGGCCACAGUUCUGGCCCAAUCUUCCUUAAUGGGGUUCAGUGCACUGGGAAUGAGCUUGCCCUGGAGGAAUGUCUUCACAAUGACUGGCUGCAGCACAACUGUGGGCACAUGGAUGAUGCUGGGGUUUCCUGCAACCCAUACACAGAUGGUGCAGUUCGUCUGGUGGGGGCAGAUGGUCCAUGGGAAGGUCGUGUGGAGAUUUACCAUCAGGGACAGUGGGGUACAGUUUGUGAUGACAACUGGACUGAACUCAACGCCCAGGUAGUGUGUACACAGCUGGGCUUCAGAGGCCGAGCAGAGGUGGCUCCAGAUGGGGUUUACGAAGAAGGCCAGGGCCUGAUUCUGCUGGAUGAGGUCCGGUGUCAAGGAACAGAGUCCACUCUGCUGGAUUGCACCCACUCAGCGUGGGGCCAGCAUGACUGCUCCCACAGUGAGGAUGUGGGAGUCCGCUGUGAGAGGGGUGGGGACGCCAGUAAGACCUCCAGGCUGACACCUCCUUUCAGUCCUCUGGUGCGUUUGGUUGCUGGAGAGAGCAGGAAGGAGGGCAGAGUAGAAGUCUUCAUCAACGGCCAGUGGGGAAGUGUGUGUGAUGACGGCUGGAAUGACAUCAGUGCAGCCGUAGUGUGUAGACAGUUGGGAUUCACAGGUGUGGCUAAAGCUCGUUCCAUGGCAUACUUUGGAGAAGGCAAAGGGCCUAUUCACCUGGACAAUGUCCGAUGUUUGGGAACGGAGUCGUCUUUGGGCCAGUGUCCCGCUGAGGGUCAAGACGGCCACGACUGUCGCCACAGUGAAGACGCAGGUGUCAUCUGUGAUUACACUCUGGAUCCUCUGGGAGAUGCCGCCAUCACAAUGCAGACCUGUGGCCAGAGGCUCAAUAACCAACGGCGUCGGCGCAGGAUCAUUGGAGGAGAUAAGUCACUGAGGGGCGAGUGGCCGUGGCAGGUGUCUCUGUGGCUCAGGUCUCAGUCCAAAGGGAAUCAUCCGCUGUGUGGAGCAUCACUCAUUAACCCCUGCUGGGUUCUGACAGCUGCCCACUGCUUUAAGAGGUUUGGCAGAGACCCAAGCCGUUACUUGUUGCGCCUUGGUGAUUACCACACAGAGGAACAGGAUGACUUUGAACGCACCUUGUCACCUGAACGCAUCGUUAUCCAUAGAAAGUACCACAGUCAGGGCUGGGAGUACGACAUCGCCCUGAUGCGGCUCAAAGGCACAGAGGGUAACUGUGUGGCGUUCAACCCUCACACGGGCGCUGUGUGUCUGCCAGAGCCAGGAAACAAGUGGGAGAAGAGGCCUGCAGCCUGUGUGAUCACUGGGUGGGGUGUCACAGACUUGGAGUAUUCUCGGACCCUUCUACAGGCCUGGGUUCCUCUGCUUCCCACUUGGAGGUGUAAGAAACGUUACGGUGAGCGUUUCACCAGCCGCAUGCUGUGUGCCGGGAGUCUGUCAGAACGCCACCGUGUGGACAGCUGCCAGGGGGACAGCGGUGGGCCCCUGGUUUGUCAGGGGGAGGGGGGCCGCUGGGUGCUGACAGGGGUCAUCUCUUGGGGUCAUGGCUGCGGUAACCCUGCCUUUCCUGGAGUCUACACACGAGUUAGCAGGUUCCUGCGAUGGAUUGACAAGGUUAUCAACAAACCAUACAAACACUGAUAAUGGAAAGACAAGGAGAGAUAAAACAGUGGGUGGCCUCGGGGCUGAUGGGAGAUGGUAAGAGGGGAUGGACCGCAAGAUACUACUUCUGCGUCAUGUCUUCUUAAGAUUUCAUGCACUUGAGUCAUAUAUGGUUUUCAUCUUGUCAGUUCAGAAAACACUGAGAUUGAAUUCCCAGUGUCAAAUAAUGGCAAAUUUCCAUAUGUCAAUGGUGUCAGUUCUGCUUAAGCAACUUAGCAACAGCAUAAUUAGCACUGACUCUUGGUGCACAUGUACAGUAUAUACACUGUGGGUUCAGGGAGUAGGAUGGUUUAUAUGGAGCUAAUGUCCUGCUAAAACCAAACAAACAAACAAAACAUGUCUUACAAAUGUCCUGAGAUGUACUAAUACAUUUAUUUUGGUUUGUGAAUACAGAACAAAAUCAACAAAAUAAUACUAAUACACAGCAUAUUUGUCAACAACUACAACAAACAUAAAACUAAAAUUAGUCCCAGUGUCUGUCCAACCUCAUAGCUUUGGCCUCAUGGCAUAAUUACCAGAGUCAUAUUUUUGGCCAAAUUGUAAUAUCUGCAUAAAAUGAAGCAGCAGUGUUAGGAGAGUAAAGUUACACAGAUAUCACAAUUUUGCCAAAAAUAUGUCUCAGGCAGUUAAAAUAUAAGGCUCACAAUAUGCUAGAUGUAGUGAAUAGUUUUAUUUUAAUUCUGUAUUCACUCAUUUUUUCUUUAUUUUUGGUGAGAUGUCUGAUUCCUGUGAAUCGUUUCCAAUGAGAAACACACUGUCUUACAGAGAAGUUUAAUAACGUUGAUUAGAAAAUGUUUUUACAGAACAUUAUGGUGUCACUGACGUUUGACCUUUCUGGAUAUAAACUAUCAUCUCCAUUAUUUUAUCCUGUUACAAAUCUGUUUAAAAGUUAGAGUCAAAACUGUGUUUGUGCAUUCAGUCUGUCAUUGAUCUUUGACCUUGGGCCAUCAUAAUCGAGCAAUACCUCUGAUAAGUUAUUCUCUCAAGAAUCAAAGUAAACUUUUACCUUGGAUGAAAAAUGUCAUCCCUUUGUCAUCUUAUCCUAUACAAACUUAAGAGAAAUUUUGUAACAAUGAGUGUAUUGAUUAUUGGUUAUAGCCAAAAGCAUGUUUUGUAACGGCACAACCACCUUGACCUUUGACCACCAGUGACUACAAAUGAACAUUUGUACUAAAUUUGAACAAAGUCAAUCAAGCCAUUCCUGAGAUAUCAAACCCUAAAUUUUCUACAAAAUGUCCUGAGUAAUUCACCUCCAUACCAGCAGGUAGUGCAAAGAGUCCAUUUUGCCAAAUAAUGCACCACCCUUAAGUCAAUUUUAUACAUGUAAAAGGAUCAAAUGAUGUUACCAGUAUUAUCUUGGCAGCUAGAAAAUCCACUGCUGAAUAAUGCAUUCUCACAUUAAGGAAGUAAAUGCAGUAUUGAACAGUAUUAACCUAAAACAGCCAAAAAUGUUAUGUGGAUAACAUCAUGUGCUCUCCGUAACAUCUGAAAACAAACUUAAAACAGAUGCAAUAUUUGGUAGAUUUGAUUUCCUACCUGCUGUGGUGGAUUGGCUCUAUGAGAAAAUCCCCACUCUUUUUUUUCCCCUUGCAGUAUGUGUGUGUGUGUGUGUGUGUGUGUGUGUGUGUGUGUGUGUGUGUGUGUGUGUGUGUGUGUGUGUGUGUAUUACAUGUAAGACAUGCCAUAUUUGUUUCUGAAGUUUGAUAUAUGUAUGUUUUCAACUUCUCUGUGAAGUGUAGGACAUUUAUAAAAUGUAUAAUGUUUGUUAGUUGUUUUUUUUAAAAAGAGUUUUGCUCUAUACAUUUGUCUUGCACUCUACACAUUCAUAAUUAUGUUCCAAAAUUAGUUAUAAUUCUGUUUACAUUGUGGGCUGUGAUCUUAAGUAUUUCCUGUACUGAUUAGAAUAGAUGAUGAUUGUUUUCCUAUAUGUCGCUGAGGAUCUGAAUGUCCUGUGCCAAGAAACUGGUCAACUCACUUAUGAAUGGUAAAAUAUUAUUUAGAACUGAUUCCUGAAUACAGAUGAACUAUACAUCAUGGCAUACUAAGUUGAGAUACCGUUUGUCUAUCAUCUUGUUAUUAAAUGCCAUGCAAUUUUUAAGAAAGAAAGAAAGAAAGAAAUAGAAUAGGAAUAAAUAACUUGUAUAAAGGAUAAACUACAACAGAAUAUAUAGGCCAAAUAUAAAAUCUAUUUACAAUAGCAUAAUUACCCUUGAAAGUGAUUGACCUAAUUCAACCGCAAAAUGAUAAUGAUGCGAGUGAAAUGUUACUCACUAGGGGGCUGUGAAUGUGUCCCAAGUGACUGUAGCAUAACGACACCUAUGUUUGGAAGGUUGAGUACAGUCCAGAAUGAUUAAGAAAUGGAAGGAAUAUGUAAAUCUGCCUAGACCAGGCCAUACACAACAUUGAAGUAGAUUAAGUUUCUAGCAAGACAACCUGAAGCCUAGAGCGAAAGCUACACAGAGUGGUCUAAAGACGUGAAGUGAACGUCCCUGAGAGGCAGAGCCAAAGCCCAGACAUCAAUCCUGUGGGGUAUUUGUGGAAGAGUCACCCAAUCCCAGUGUAACUUGACAGAGCUGGAGAGCCUUGCAAAGAAGAAAAAAUGGCAGUGUGCUAGCUUGAUUGAAAUCUAUCAACACAGACUCAGUCUGAAAAUUAAAGAAUAUAGAAGAAUAUUCUUAAAUAUUAAAGCAAUGACUUAUUUGGAAUUAUAUAUACUGUAUUUUAAUGAAUUUGCACAAAUUCCUGUUGAAAUCAACUUUGUUUCCCACAAAUUAGAGGACUUGUACUUUUCCCCCACUUUUAUGUCUAAACAGCUUCAUAUAUGAGCCACUAAGAACAGGAUGUGUUUGGUUUAGUAGAAGAGCAGAUGAGCAGAGCGACGCUAUGAACUGUUAGAUGAAAGGCUGAACAGGAACAGUGGAAUAGAACUUGAAACUGAACACAGGAACACUUCAAGACAUUGGUUCCUCAGUUUACAGUGAUAGCUCACAGUAACUUGGAGGUGGGACAAUGACAUGGUUUGAUCCUGAUUCAGUGUCACAGGGCUGCUGUGGAUGUACAUACAGAUAUGUCCAGGUGGUUGACUUAUUCAGUGGAGAUAUUGGAGCUGUCAAGUAAAACAAGAUCAAUGUUCAAUGAACAGCACUAGCAUGAUGCACGAGCAUUUACUGUACAUGCACAUGUCAGCUUCCAAGCAUGUAUCUAUGAGCCUGUCAAUACAGCUAAUCAAGAUAUCAUCACAAGUGAUGCAAAACAAGACAGAUGACAAAAAUGAUGUA
Molecule: messenger RNA, 6299 nt
Organism: Sphaeramia orbicularis (orbiculate cardinalfish)
Lineage: Eukaryota; Metazoa; Chordata; Actinopteri; Kurtiformes; Apogonidae
Product: neurotrypsin
Exons: 14
Coding region: 496-3000 (834 amino acids)
Biological process (GO): proteolysis
Cellular component (GO): membrane
Molecular function (GO): serine-type endopeptidase activity
Source: RefSeq, a predicted model, not a curated record